AGGAUUGACUGAUUUGUUGAUUGAUUCUCUAAGCUAAGAUUUCAUUCAUUAGAAACCGCGUCUGGUGUUACGGGGAGUUAUAUUACAACCGGUCAAAGAGUGAUCUGUGAAUUUUCCGUGGCAAUUUGAAAAAAGUUGUCAUGCACUUUGGGGUUUAAUAAUUAACAUAACACAUUUUCCCGACCGGUUUGGAAUUAGCUAAUCGAGGCAGAGGAUUCGAGUCCACAAGGAUGGCCCACCAUCUGAUCUCUGUAAGCAUAUUUUGCUUAAUUUGUGCAACACAUUCUCCGUGCGCCUCCCAUGCUGCCAUAGGUCACGUCCAGCAACACCGGUACGAUGGCUUUAAGGACCCGAAUAUUCCUAAAAUUGAAAACAAUCCGGAACUAAGUGUUAGGGAAAAACAUGUGGCAAAAGCGCCCCAUGCCGGAUAUCCAGAUAAUGACCUCGAAUUAACGACACCGGAAAAUGAAGAUGUUGCCCUAAAUGUAUCGAAACGUAGUGUCGAAUCUAACUUGACCAGUACAGAUUUGUACGUAAAAAAGAUAUUUUCUCAAUUUGGAGACGGCGAGAAAAUGACUAUAGAAGGUUUUGGAGAAUUGUUAAAGAAGGUUGAUUUGCAUUUGCUCGCUGCAAAGUUAGGACUACACAAUGAGGAGGAGGAACAUGGGCAUGGAGAAGAAGAGAAUUCGUGUUUCAACAAUGACACAUUUCUGCAAGAAACAACCUCGACAACUGAAACACUCAACCACACGCAAUUUUCAAAAAUAUGCCCAUUUAUCGUCUACAGUUUGGUAGCUGAGAAAUGCCUCUCCAACGAUACUGAGCCGCUAGUCAUUUACUCGGACAACACCAGCAAGUGGCUCUACUCUACCCUGGCCGUGUUACUUAUCAGCGUGUGCGGCGUAUUGUCGCUAGUGAUCAUUCCCCUGAUGCAAAAGAGGUUUUAUAAACCUUUGAUACAGUUUUUGGUCGCUUUGGCUGUGGGUACGUUGGCCGGUGACGCGCUGCUCCACCUCCUCCCUCACGCCAUGAGUAACGGCGUCCACUCGCACACUCACGAAGAUCCAGAUCCUCACUUGACCAACACCUGGAAGGGUCUGGUGGCGAUGAUGGGUCUCACCUUCUUCUUCAUCAUGGAAAGACUGAUUUUGGUUGUAGGAAAGUGGCGGAAGAAGAGACAGAAACAUAAGACUGUACCUCAUGCUCACGUGAAAGUGUAUGACGUUAAAGGUGAAAGACGAAACUCUACCCAGUGCAUGGAUAAGUACAAUACCUCACCUUACUGUUAUAAGGACAUUAUGACUGACCCCAACACAACAUUCUUAGAACCCGAUAAUAGCGACGACUUGUUAGGUUCGAACAAACCGGAACCUCAACUACGCAAAUCCUUGGAAAAAAUGGAAACGAACCAGAAUCACCACGUUCCCGAGGGCGAUCUAACCUCAACCCCGUGCAUCGAGGCGAAAAUGCUCCCGCCCGACCACGAGGAUUUCACGAUCAUUAUCAGGGAGCACGAGAGCGACCAUCACGGACACUCCCAUAAACAUGGCCACGUACAUUCCGCGCCGCAAAAUUAUUCUUCGGUGGCUUGGAUGGUGAUCAUGGGCGACGGUCUGCAUAACUUCACCGAUGGAAUGGCGAUCGGAGCCGCAUUUGCUAGUGGAAUUGCCGGUGGUUUUUCUACUACCGUUGCUGUGUUUUGUCACGAAUUACCCCACGAACUUGGAGAUUUUGCCAUGCUACUGAAAGCCGGGAUGAGCAUUAAACAGGCCUUAUUUUAUAAUUUGUUGUCCAGCGCGUUGUGUAUUUUGGGCAAUUUGGUUGGCUUGUAUUUGGGAAACACCGAAACGGCAAACCAAUGGGUAUUCGCGGCGGCGGCGGGCACUUUCAUCUACAUCGCCUUGGUGGACAUGAUUCCUGAGUUAAGCUCCGCCCACGACGACGAGGACAACUUGACCCAGUGUUUCUUGCAUUUAAGCGGGCUGCUCAUCGGGGUGGGAGUGAUGACUCUCAUCGCCCUCUAUGAGCACGACUUGAAGCAUUUAUUCCAUGAACCGGAGUAGGGUUGAAUGCGUUCCAAUAUUAUUUAAUCGCUGGGCGGUUUAAGUAAAACACUCGAUAUUUUUUUGGUUGAUUAAAAGUGUAUUUGUGCAAUUCAAAAUAUGAGCACAGGUUGGUUUUCGGAUUAUAUUAAAAUGGUGGUUUGUUCAUUCGUAUUAAUUUAAAGUGACUAAAUGAGAAUAUUUCACCUUGGUAUAUUAAUAUUCUUAUAUUAAAGAAUAUCACUUUUUAAAACUCAUAACAUGAAACUAAACUUAUUAAGGUCAGUUCAGCAACUGAGAUACAGAAUUGAGAUUAUUGAUAUGCAGGCUGUACAUUUUUAAAAUGACCUUUAAAGCCAACAUAUUAAAUCAAAAUAUGCUUUAUUGCUCCGAACAUACAAAAAUGUUAUAAACAAAGCUUUGAUAAUCUAUAAAUGUUGAGAAAUUUGAAAUAUCAAAUAUCAAGAUCAUAAGGUUUAAUUUAAACAAACAUAAUUUGUAAAGAGUACCGGAGUACUUAAAAGUAGUUCAUCGAAUAUUUUCUCGUAAGUUAAUAUUACCCUAUUCUAAACAUUUGUGAUGGUUGGACGCAAAUUUGUUUUUAAUGCAUUUAAAAGCAAUUUAAAUUCAAUAAAAAAAAUUAUAUAUGAUUUAAAAGUAGUCAAUAGUCAACUCUUUUUACUUGGAAAAAAAUAUUUAUUUAUUUAUAUUGAUAAAGUUGCCUAAUAAAUCAUUUUUAAAUAACCCCAAAUUUUUUUUUGCAAAAUUAAAAAACGUUUUUGAUUUCUCCACUUGUUUGCGGUUGUUGAAUCUUCGAUUAAAUAUAAAUUAUUAACAAGAGACAUAUUUUCGUAAUAACAACACCAUCGUUAGUGUAGAGUUUUUAUAUUGUUUAUGUAAUUUGUGGAAUAAAGCCAGUAGCUGAAGUACUCUCCGUCUUCCUCUCCGACACCUUCCCUUUGUAUUUGUUUCAUAUACCGGGUGUCUUAGGAAAAUGGUUCACCCAAUAACUUUUUUACUUUUUAAGUUAAAAUACAUGAAAUUUGGUAAGUGGGUGUAGUAUCCAAAUUGGGAUUGGCUGACCUAUUCAAUGGUUUUCUGUCACUUUCGGUUUAACCGGAAAUGAUUCUAACUUUAUUAUUUUAAACGGGACUCCCCAAAUUUUUUAACAUAUUUUGAUAGGAAAUUACAAUCUAAGAAAAAUGACACCCCAUAUGUCAACUCUUGACACCUAACCUUUAAAUUAUUUAAUUUUUUAAAUUUCAAUCUAGAAUGCCAUGAAUAAUUUAAAAUCGUUAAUUUUACAUUAAGUAGUCGUAGAAGAAUAUAAUUGACUCUUUUUUUGUUUUUCACAGGUUUCCUAGAUGCGUCUAAAGUUUGCAAAAUCGUAUUUUCGGCUCUAACUAAAUUUUUUCAAAUGGAACUAGGGUGGCUCAUUAACAUAGUUAAAAAGUGUAUUUUGUACAAAUAAUUUGGUAUAAGACAAUCGAUAGUGGGUACUUUGGAAAAACCAGAAUUACUGAAAUUUUAUUAUUUAUCUCUUGAUAUUGGAUUGAACCCAGCGCCGCCGUCGCGUCACUGUAAAAUCGACUGUAGUGAUGCGUGACUUACGCAAUGAAAAAACAAGUAAAUUAUUUGACAGUUGACAUGUCAAAUAAUUUAUUAAGGCAAAAAAUGCUCAAAAUGGCCACCCAUCUCUUGUUGGCAAAAUUGUAUUCGUCUUAUAGUUGCUUGAACGACGUUGUCUUUGGGCACUUUAUUUUCCAGUUCAUUUCGCAUAUACGAUAGUGUAUCGUAUACUUCAUUUUUACUGGUUCCCCAGUUCAGGUGAUCUAAAACAAAAGUAAUAAAUGAAAUAUCUAAGUAAACUAAAAAAAAAUGUACCUGGGUGGCCAUCGAUUUGGUCCUAAAUUUCCAAUCCAGUAUUCUCCGUAGUUAAUGUUUAGGUUCUCUAGGUAGAUUCUCUAACUGCUCGGGGAUUAAGGGGAGGAGCUUGGUGAUGUUGGUGUCUUGUUGGAAAUACAUCUCAACUCUAUCUCUCUUUUCUUUGCUCGAUUUCUUGCAUUAAAAAACCUAAAUAUCUCUCUUGUUAGUUGUCCAUCAAAAAUUAUCGGUCCAAGGUUUUAUUUCCAAUUAUACCUAUCCAACAAUUAAAUCCAAAACAUACUUGGAAAUUUCAAUUUUCAGCCCGGUAUAGGCUUUCCUUAGACUAAUAUCUUUUAUUGUUUUAGUUAAACAGCCCCAAAUUUGUGAAGCGACUUUCAUCAGUGUGAAUUAUUUUAAACGAGAAUCUAUUAUUCUCUUGAUAUUGGCUCAAAAACCAAUUACAAUAUUGUAGUCUUCUUUCUUCGUCGUUUUCAUACAGAUGUUGAUGUAAUUGAUAUUUAUAACUUCGAUACUUAUAUUUAUGCAAAAUUCUAAAUGUAGUGUCUUUUGAUAUUUGACAUUCCACAGCAGUCUCUCUUAGAGAAACAUUAUUAUUUACCUCUACAAGUGCCAAAACUUCUAUUUCUUUUUUUUUAUUAAUAAAAAAUCUGACAUUUUCAAUUUCAGGCUCGCGGAAAUAUUGUCUCGUGGGAUGACGUCGAUCGGGAAAUCUUUCAGCAUACAUUCGAGCAGCAUUAGUCGAAUUCUGUCGGCACUCUCCAAAUAUUAACAACAUAUUAAUUUUCUCCAAUCUAGUAUAGCUUUGCAUGAUUAUUAGAACAAUAACGAAUAAAAAGAAACUUAAAAAACUACUAAACUAGAUAAGAACAAUAAACUACAAUAAUCGAACAAUAAAUAACAAUACAAUAAACGCGAUUAGGAUAAUAAUAAUUAUAAUUUAUAAUACAACAAUGAUAAUUUAUAAUUACAGUAAAAAAUGUCUGAAUAACUCGAAUUAUAUCAGAAACUGACAGGUUGCCGUGACAAUUCGUACAAUGAUAGGUCAAAUCCAAGGCCAACUUAUUGUAAUUUAAAUACCGACAAAAAACACUUCAAAAGCUCUUCAAUUUAUCAUUAAUAAUUAGACGGUAAGAAUGAGAGUACAAUUUAUCGUUAAUCUUGGAUUUUUAAUAGAUGUUACGCAAAUGCUACUAAAUGCUAAAAAGUCGCUACAAAAUCUAUUUAAAACGGAAACAAAUAUUUUCUUAAUUCACAGCAAUCUUUGGGUUUUUUAAUUGGGAAAAACUAGGUAGGUAUGCGGCACUAAACUGUUUUUUUGAAAAUUCAGAUUUAUUAGAAUAACCAAAUAUCGAUUGUCUGAUAUCAAAAUAUUUGUAAAAAAAUACACUUUUUAAUUAUGGUAAUGAGCCACCCUGGUUCCAUUUGAAAAAAAUCAACUAUGGCCGAAAACACGAUUUUGCAAACUUUAGACGCAUCUAGGAAGCUGUGAAAAACAAAAGACAGUCAAUUAUAUUUGUCUAGGACUACUUGAUGUAAAAUUAACGAUUUUAAAUUAUUCAUGACACUCUAGAUUGAAGUAUAAAAAAUAAUUUAAAGGUUAGGUGUCAAAAGUUGACAUAUGGGGUCGCAUUUGUCUUAGAAUGUCAUUCUCUAUCAAAAUUAAGGGUUCCUAUUUUUUAAAAUAAGAAAGUUAGGGUCAUUUCCGGUUAAACCGGAAGUGACCGAAAACAACUGAAUACGUCAGCCAAUCCCAAUUUGGGUGCUACACCCACGUACCAAAUUUCAUUUUUUUUUAUUUAAAAAUUAAAAAAGUUAUAGGGGCGAACCACUUUCCUAAGACACCCGGUAUAUAGGUUUGAUUACUUUUUUAUUGUAAUUAAAGUCAAUUUUUAAAAUCAAUGUUCAAAUAAAAACUAUAAAAAUUAAAUUAAAAAGUUUUACACAGAUCAUGUAUAUUUAUGAAACGUGUAACCGUACCAGAAAAGAAAUUGUUACGGCAAUAGGAGGUAAAACGCAUUCGCACCUAUAAAAUACGUCGUUUGAGAUUAAUUUGUCAUUAUCAGAAAAUAAAAUUUUAAAUAAAAAUACUCUAAUUUUUUCUAACAUGUUUAACCAGACCUCAAAAUGAUUUUUAAUUUUCUGGUAAAUUCGUUUUGUCGGUGUCCAAACGCAAAACAUGAAAUACUGAAUAUAUUUAUUCAGGUGAGGCGUUUCUUAAUUCUAGUAAAUAUUUAUCUUUUAUUGUCUUAAUUGCGGCACCAUGAAUUUCACUGUUCCCGGUACCAUUUAAACGUUUUGAACUUCCUGAGCUUGUUACAGAAACUUCGACGCAAAUGAUUCUUAUAUUUCUUACUUGAAGCUCUCGAUACGAUUUUGCGUCAAUCAUUUUUAUAUACGCUGCUGCCCCUGCAGCAUGCUGCAUAUAUUGAAAUGCAUAACUGAAAAUAUUAAUAUUUGCUAUCAAAUAUUAAUAUUUUAAGUUAUGCAUUUCAAUACUGGUUAUAAAGUCAUCGACUAUAAUUGCUCUAUCCAUACCAUUAGGUGGACGAUUCAAUUUUUGUAGCACAAGUUUGGUUUAAACACCUUACACAUUGAGCAGUAUUUAUUUUUGAUUAAAAGGUAAAUUUUUUUUUUGGUUGCAUAUCCCACAAUACAUCCUAAUCCAGAACUUGCAUUGUAAUCGUUCCGAUAUGAUCGUUUAGACCAUGUUUCAUCAGACACAAUCAUAGUUCUUGCAGUUUCAUCAGGAUCUACGUUACCUGAUUCCAAUGCAAUCCUUCUUUCUUCUUCACCUGCUUCUAUCAUGUCAUCGUAAGCGCAUUCAACAAUUCGUUCAUCUGAGAUAAUCCACAUCCUAUAUACUUUCAGAUUUCCUUUUCCAUUUUAAUCAUAUUUCCUGAAUGAAAGAUUCAAUAUCCAGAAUUCUCCAUCCUGGAAAGUUUUGUUUCGAAGCAUAACUAAAAAUGAAAAUUAGAUAUGUCUUAUAAGUAAUUUAUUUAUUUCAUUAAAAUAAUUUUUCUCUCUGCAUAAACGACAAUUAACGAAUUCCAUAAAAAGCGUACUGUAUUGCCUUAUUUUGGAAGUUUUUAAAUCACAAAGGUUGACACAAAAUGCUGAUGUCGGAGAAUAUUUAUUCUCUUGUUUUAAAGAUUUCUGGUCAAUAGUAAAAAAAAUCAAGUAAAUAGUAAAAAAGGACGAGUGAUACCUAACGUGACCGUAAGGAAUAUCACAUAGUAAAUCAAAAUGCUUUAAAAAAAUAUCUGCUUUACUUACAUCUGAUUAGAUACUGAAGAAAUAGUAGAGUAGUUCUCUUAGCUCUAAAAUAAAAUCUUUCAUUCUAUUACAUAUUGAAAAUAGUAGAACAUUUGGAUAGGCUGAUUUAAAAAGCUUUAACUCUUUUAAAAAUUUAAUACUACCGUAUUACUUUCACAUAUUUUUGUAUAAAUUAAUAUAGUGGCAAUAUCUACAAUAAAUUAACAAAUUAUAUAUUUGAAAAAAGAUGAGCUGGUAUCUUUCUUUUAAGUAAAAUCUGUAUUGUUGUGACGAAUUCAUAAUCAGUUACUUAUUUUGUUGGCUAUUACGUCACUUAUAGUAAAAAUCAAUUUAGAAAAUACAAUCUCAUACGCUCGAGAAAAUACAGUUAUUGGUGUAUUUAAAAGAAAUAUUAACUUAAAUCUUUAGUGAAACCUUUUAUAAGUGACGUAAUACCCAACAAAAUAAGUAACUCAUUACCUUUCUUAGCUUUUAAAUAAUGUGUCAUUUAUUUAAAAUUUUACAUAUUUUCCUUUUAUUAGAUGUACGCAUCUUUCUUUUAAUUCUGAAAAUAUAAAAAUGAUGAUUUCGAGAAAAAAUAUACACCUCCAAAUUUUUUAUUGUUAGUUUACUAUUAGUUUCAUUCGUGAAUUAAGAAAUUGUUCUUUUUCGGCCCAUAUUGAUAACUACAAAUAAUCACAACACAAACCAUAAAAUACUGCCAACAACGAAGAAUAUUUAAUAUAACGUAUGUGUAUAUAAGUUCGUAUAAUAAUCACAACUGUAUACUGUAUACUCUUGAAUGGAUUGGUUCCCUCUAACGAUAACAUCAGGGACUAAAGAAUUGGUGUUGGGAAGCAUUAGCCAUUAGCGGCUAACUAUACAGGGUGUCCCGAAAUUACACCGCAAUAUUUUACCAGCCGCAUCUUUGUUCAAAAAUAAGACAAAAACUGUAUAUACAGGAAUCUUAAAAAGUGAAUCGUUUUCAUGUUACAGGGUGUUUUAUAAUUCCUAUUGAAGAUGACUUUUUGUUAAUAUUUUCGAAACGCCUGGUCGAUAUUUUUCGACAUUUUUAUCGUACACUUCUGUUUUUGUUAGUAUCUGAUUUUAUGCUAAAAUGAAUACAGAGUCGUUUAAAAUUAGUAGUCAGCAAAGAUAAAAAUGUCAUAACUUUUUUCUGGUUACUUUUUAAUUAUUUGGAUAGUAAAAUUAAAAAGAACCAACAUUUUCACAUAAAAAAGGGACAGGAUUAUAAACAAACAAAGCAGUUUUGAUCUUAAAAUUAAGUAUUUCAAAUUUUCUUAUAUCAUGUUUAUACCUGAUAAUUUGUCACAUACCUUUCAAUUUUAUUAAACAUGGUCAAAAAUACUUUGGGUGUAGGCUGCAAAACAUAGUAUGUCUGAAUAUUUCAAAAACGUGCGCUCCUAUCGAAAUAAGACAAGAGCACCUUUUUUAUGUAAAAAUGUUGGUUCUUUUUAAUUUUACUAUCCAAAUAAUUAAAAGGUAACCAGAAAAAAAGUGAUGACAUUUUUUUCUUUGCUGACCACUAAAUUGUAAUUGAUCCUGUAUACAUUUUAGCAUAAAGUGUUAUAAAAUCAGUUAGUAACAAUAACAGUAGUAUACGAGAAAAAAAUCGAAAAAUAACGACCAGGCGUUUGGAAAAUAUUAGCAAAAAAACAUCUUCAAUAUGAAUUAUAAAACACCCUGUAACAUGAAAACGAUUCAUUUUUUAAGAUUCCUGUAUAUGAAGUGUUUGACUUAUUUUUAGACAAAGAUGCAGCUGGUAAAAUAUUGUGAUGUAAUUUCGGGAUACCCGGUAUAUGCAUAUUCUUUUCUAUUUGUAUUUUUUUAGGUUAAUCAUUACGAUAUUAAACAUCGUUUGCAUUUCAAAUCUUAUAAUUUUUUCUGUAAGAAAAUUAUUUUAAGUCCUAUAUCUAUAAAUGUUUAUUUUUGUAUUAUAUUAUUUCAAAAUAAAACUUAGUCAAGUACUGCAGGUGGUGUAUAUUCGCUUUUACUUAUGUCUGUUCGUCUCUCGCGUAUAAAGUCUGACCGGCGCGGCGGCGGCUUCUUCGCUAAACUUUUUCGACUCAAUGCACGUAAAUAGCAGAUUGCGGACGUGCAAGAAAACUAUGGUGCAUUUUGAUUGAAGAGAUGAUGCGACAGAUAUUUUUCUAGCGCAUAUAUACCCUUAAUGAGAAUAUAGUAGGUGAAAUAAAAGUUAAAUUGAAACAACCAUCCGCAUUCAUUUGCCAACAAUUUAAUCUCGUUCCAACCCGAAAAAAAUGUCGAGUGUUUUACUUAAAUCGUUCAGCAAUUCAAGCUAUUUAUUUAUACAGAACUAAAAGUCCAUUUUCUUUCAGUUUUAGUAGUACUUAAGUCCAAUUUAUUAUGAGCCUGAAUGUUUUUUUUUUAUUUCUUUUAGCCCGUAAUUUGUUCCUAAUACUCUAGGCUAAGCUUUCUCAAAUGUACAUACCGCGGUUUAGCUAUUAAGAUUAAUCGGAUAAGUAGGUUUUAUAAGUGUAUAGUAAACUUAUGUAGUUGUAUAACUGCUUCGAAGCGUGUUUAUUUUUAGUUUUUACAAAGAGUUGUUUUUAGUUUUUUAACUAAUAAAGUAUAACAAUCCA
Molecule: messenger RNA, 9805 nt
Organism: Anthonomus grandis grandis
Lineage: Eukaryota; Metazoa; Arthropoda; Insecta; Coleoptera; Curculionidae
Gene: foi
Product: zinc transporter foi
Exons: 8
Coding region: 231-2063 (610 amino acids)
Biological process (GO): intracellular zinc ion homeostasis; zinc ion import across plasma membrane
Cellular component (GO): membrane
Molecular function (GO): zinc ion transmembrane transporter activity
Source: RefSeq, a predicted model, not a curated record